This is a messenger RNA of Ustilaginoidea virens, 240 nucleotides long. RefSeq lists its product as uncharacterized. The transcript has 4 exons. Lineage: Eukaryota; Fungi; Ascomycota; Sordariomycetes; Hypocreales; Clavicipitaceae. Gene Ontology annotation, biological process: tRNA transcription by RNA polymerase III; transcription by RNA polymerase II; transcription by RNA polymerase I. Gene Ontology annotation, molecular function: DNA binding; zinc ion binding; DNA-directed RNA polymerase activity. The coding region runs from base 1 to 240 and encodes 79 amino acids. The record is from RefSeq and is a predicted model, not a curated record. Gene Ontology annotation, cellular component: RNA polymerase III complex; RNA polymerase II, core complex; RNA polymerase I complex.
AUGAUUAUUCCGAUCCGUUGCUUUUCCUGCGGCAAGGUCGUCGGCGAUCUCUGGGAGCGCUACCUGCAGCUGAUAUCUGAUCCUAACAAGACGGAUGGCGAUGCCAUGGACGACCUCGGGCUGAAGCGUUACUGCUGCCGUCGUAUGAUUAUGACCCAUGUUGAUCUCUGCGAGAAGCUGUUAAAAUACACUCCAGACGGCCGAAACGAAAAGAAGCAGCGGCUCAACGAACUGGCGUGA